UACAGCACCCCCCCCCGUGCCCCCCGCACCCACCAGACCCACCCCAGAUAGGCUGAGUGCAGCCCCAGGUGCCCCCACAGCCACCCAAGAUACCCCGGGGACAGCCCGGGUGUCCCCAGACUCCCAUCCCAGACACCUCGGGUACCCCUGAACACCCCCAAUACUGCAGGUAGAGCCCCAGGUGCCCCCCGCAUCUGCCCAGACAGCCCGAGUGCCCCCAGACCCCUAUCCCAGACACCUCGGGUAUAGCCCCCGUACUCCCCAAACACCACAGGGGCCCCUGCAUCCUCACCCUAGAUACCCUGGGUACAGCCCCCCCGAGUGCCUCUGCACCCACUGAGAAACUGAGCACCCCCAAACCCUUCAGAGAUAGCCCUGCCUGUGCCUCUGCCCCGUGUCCCCGGACCCCCACACCAGACACCCCGGGUGCAGCCCCCCAUGCCCCAGGUAACCCUGCACCCAUCCAGACACCCCAGUUAUAGCAUCCUGAGCCCCAGGUGCCCCCACACCCACCGAGAAACUCUGAGCGCCCCCUUACUCCCACUUCAGAUAUAGCUCCCCCCUCUACCCCCAGGCACCACCCAGACACCCUGAGUGCCCCUGUACUUCCACCCCAGGUGCCCACCUGCACCCACUCUGAAUACCCUGCGUGUCUCCAUACCCCCACCCCGGACACCCCUGGGUGCCCUCGUACCCCCACCCCAGGUACAGCUACCUUGUGCCCCCUACACCCACUCAAACACCCCAGGUGCCCUCAUACUUCUCACCCGACACCCUGGGUGCCUCUUCUCCCGCCCCCACAUCACCAUUGGCAGGGGGGGUGCAGCAGCUUUGGGACUUUGCACCCAGCACUGGACACAGGUCUGUCCCUCCCCUGCCACACCACGGUGCAGCCCUCAGGGGGCCCUGAGCCCCCCACAAGGGACACUGACACCAGUGGGGGUGCAGCAGGUGAAGGGCUGGUGCCCCCACCCCUCUGAUCCAGCCGUGGCCGCGCUCAGCACCGCUUUCGGCAGAGCACUGGGCUGCACGUUCUUGGUUUCCCGUAGCCUUGCGCUUCCCUGGAGCCAUGCUUAGGCUCCGCUUACUGACUUGGGAUGUGAAGGACACGCUGCUGCGGCUGCGGCAGCCACUGGGGGAGAGCUAUGCAGCCGAGGCCCGGGCACACGGGGUGCAGGUGCAGCCGGAGGCGCUCAGUUGGGCAUUCCAGGAGGUGUACAGUGCCCAGAGCCGGCGCUUCCCCAACUAUGGCCAGGGCCAGGGGCUGAGCUCCCAGCAGUGGUGGGUCGACGUGGUGAAGCAGACCUUCAGGCUCUCGGGCGUACAUGAAGACAGAGUCCUAACGCUGGUGGCCGAAAACCUCUACCAUGACUAUUGCAGCGCCCACAACUGGGAGGUGCUGCCAGGAGCCAGUGAGACCCUGAGCCAGUGCUGCCAGCGCGGCUUCCGCAUGGGGGUGGUCUCCAACUUCGAUAACCGUCUGGAAAAUAUCCUCUCCCAGUGCAACCUGCGGCAUCACUUUGAAUUCAUCCUCACCUCCGAGGCCGCGGGUUUUGCCAAGCCGGACAAGAGGAUCUUUGAGAAGGCCCUGCGCCUCGGUGGGGUACCCCCGGAGCAGGUGGCCCACAUCGGGGACGACUACACCCGGGAUUACAGGGCAGCCCGCACUGUGGGCAUGCACGGAUUCCUGCUCCAGGCUGCUGGGCAGGGCAAGAAGCUGGAGGUGCCUCCUGAGCAUGUUCUGCCCACACUCAACCACCUCCUGGCUCUUAUCGAGAAGGGGUAGCUGCAUUUUGGAGUGCUGCUGCUGAGCCAUGAACCAGUCCUGGUGUGGGAUUUCUCGCUGCUAGCUGGGUAGAGAAAAGAAGCAAGCACUUCCAAGCACAGGGAGAGCACUGCCUGUGGAGCACGGGGGGCAUUAAUGCAAUAAA
This is a messenger RNA of Cuculus canorus (common cuckoo), 1931 nucleotides long. It is a transcript of the gene HDHD3, whose product is annotated as haloacid dehalogenase like hydrolase domain containing 3. The record is from RefSeq and is a predicted model, not a curated record. NCBI's taxonomy places the organism in Eukaryota, Metazoa, Chordata, Aves, Cuculiformes, Cuculidae. The transcript has a single exon. The coding region runs from base 1070 to 1786 and encodes 238 amino acids.